GGGUCAGCGCCGGUGGCGUCUACGGGCAAUACAGUGGGCCUACCACGGGUCUUAUCGCCAGCGAGUAGCGGCCGAAAAAGAACCACUGCCCUUAGAACCACGGCACCGUUUCAAACGAUCUGGUUAUCUGGCGGGUGGGCAGGACUUUCCUAACCAUCUCCCGGCGGCGCAGCAGGGUGUGUGAGCGGCGGGACCAGGAACUCGCGGCCCGCGAUAACCUUCCCUGUACGUGCGAACGAUUCGGGACCGGCAUUCUUGCUGCAGCGUGCCGCUGGUUCAGUUCAGCGUUGCAGACGUGCCUGCCUCCGUACGGGAGGGAAUCGUACCAACCUGCGUGAAGUUGCAGCAUUCCCACCGACCAGCCACCAAGUGUAACCGGAAUUCAUUACAACCCGGGCGUGCAAGAAAGAAGCAAAAGUUAGAACAUUUUGAGGCGCAGAAACCUCGAACUUUUGGAGUGCAUUUUUGAGUGUGUAACUGUGUGAGUGUGUGUGUGUGUGAGCAAGUGCUUAAAGUUAUGGCCCGGGAGGUGGGUAAGAUACAGCCCCAGAACUCGUCCCGCCGCAUCAUCAGCAAUCAAAGCAGCAGUGCCAGCAACAGCAGCGUCGACAGCGGAAAUUCGGACAAAAUGCGCAAACCACUGCUCGACGAACGAUGGACGUCCAUUCUGUACACCUUGGUCGUUGCCCUGCUGUACGUCACCGCCGGCACGAUGGUGGGUUGGAGCAGUGGCACCUUCCGCCGCUCGAACGGCCCUGGGGCCGAACCGCUCGCCCUGCCGCUGCUAGACAACUGGAGCAUCUCGCUGGCGGCCACCCCGGCCAUCAUCAUUACCGUGACGGCGUGUGUCGUCCACCGCUGCUACCACUGGAUCGGCACCAAAGCCUUCCUGCUGACCGCGUCCCUGCUCGCGAUCGGCUCCAGCACGCUGGAAGCGUACGGUCUCACCUUCUGGAGUGCCAGCGCCGCCCGCAUCCUGGCCGGAAUAGCAGCCGGCAUCGCCUUCACGCUCGUGCCGUCGUACGUGGACGAGUUCGGGUCGGCAACGGGCAGCAGCGGACCGCACCGACCACCGCUCAAUGAAAUCCUCGCCACCGCCUUCCCGCUCGGUGUGCUGCUCCGCUUCGCCGCCGACUUGCUCCCGCUUCCGGCUGACCCAACGGUAAGCGCUUUAGUUUGGGGCGCACUGCCAACGUUCGCCUUUGUCGGGUUGCUGUUUCUGCCCGAUUCGGCCCGCUUUCUGUGCGCCAACGGGCGCGUAGCGCAGGCGGCCGCCAUCCUGCAGCGCACGCACGAACCGGCCGCCCAGCCAGCGCUGCAGGAGUGUCUCGCCCGCUGGCAGCAGCCCGGCCCGGGCCUGGUGGAGGCGCUGCGGCGCCAGGCGAACUUUACGCUGCUCGUGCCCCUGCUCGCACUGUUUGCGCUGCAGGCGUUCCUGGGCGUGCUGCCCAUGCUGUUCUAUCUGGCCGGGCUGGUCGAGCUGGCGGGUGAGCAGGUGCAGUCACCCGAACGGGUCGCCACCCUGCUGGUGGCACUGUUUACCCUUGCCGUACCGGUCAGCCGCUAUCUGCACGCGAGCCAGCUCCAGCAGCGGCCCGUCCUGGUGCUCAGCGCGCUGCUCAUCGCGCUGGCCACGCUUGCGCUCGGCUGGCACUGUCACGAGCGGCGAACGCGCAACCUGGACCUAACGGAGCUGUCGAGCGAUUGGCCCUUCUACUGCUUCGCGCUGAUGUUCGUCGCGUACGCGGUCGGCUUCUACCGGCUGCCCGGCACGCUGCUAGCCGCCGAGGUGGCGGACGAGAACCUGCUGGCACUGCGCACGGUCGCCACGGCAGUUGGCUGGGGCUCGGUCUAUCUCGGCGUGCGGCUGCUGCCCGUGCUGCUGCGCACCAUCGGGCUCGGCUGGGUGCUGUGGAACGUGGCGCUGGUCGCCCUGUCAGCCGCCGGGCUGGUGCUGCUGUGUCUGCCCGCCCAGGACGAGUACGCGCACAAAGCGCUGGCCGGCGGGGCCGGCCCCAGCUCGAUGACUUCCUCCGUCUGCUCGACCGGGUCCGGCGCGUCACCGGUGGCCUCGGCCUGCUGGCCCUGCGGCUCCACCACCGACCAGAGCACGGACGCACCGCAGCACUACAGCUACGCGGGAACACGGACGCCCGGCGAGGUCAUCAGAGGACCGGAACUGGUGUGAGCGACUGGAAUAGCCUCUAAAGGGGAAGAGGGGGGGGAGGGGGGAGGGAAAUGGGAAAGAAAAAGACUGAUCAAACCUUAGCAGCGCUCUGCUGAUAACGCGCCCGUGUCACGAGCCCGGCCUGCCAGCAAGCUCUAGAAGGAGGGCCGAAAAAGGGGGCUUCUACUUACUUUUUCUUGGUUUUUGGUUGGCGUGUGUGUGUGCUCUGUUUUUGUGACCAUGACAAAAUUACUCUUUACUUACACACACACACACACACACACACACAUUGGCCACCAUUCGGCGCCGUCGCUUCAUUAGCGGCCGUGGUUGGCGUGGACGCGAACGAUAAGCGAGAGGGGAGCGACUUUCUUUCUAAUUAAAGAACGUUGGAGGCACGAUUACGACCAAUCGAAUAUGGCGCACUAGCAGAUAAGACGUUCGAGCGAAAACGGAGAGCGAGAAGGAGAAUUAGUGUUACACUUGCAGUAGAGUAGGACGACGAGCAGGCUUUGAUAUUGUAAUCGGUUGAUAAGUAGUGUGUAAUGUGCUAGGACGUAUACCAGUGAGGCUAGAGGGGGUUCUUAUAUUUAUAGAAGAAGAAGACCAGGGCAGGGGAUAGAAUAAAGAAGAAACAAACAAUAAAAAAUAAAGCACACACCCAGGAGGUUUCAUAUACAUAUGUUUGAACAAAUUGAA
Messenger RNA from Anopheles arabiensis, 2866 nucleotides. Its product is annotated as facilitated trehalose transporter Tret1-like. Gene Ontology annotation, biological process: transmembrane transport. Gene Ontology annotation, molecular function: transmembrane transporter activity. Gene Ontology annotation, cellular component: membrane. NCBI's taxonomy places the organism in Eukaryota, Metazoa, Arthropoda, Insecta, Diptera, Culicidae. Bases 518 to 2188 code for a protein of 556 amino acids. The record is from RefSeq and is a predicted model, not a curated record. The transcript has 3 exons.